Molecule: messenger RNA, 400 nt
Organism: Cuscuta epithymum
Lineage: Eukaryota; Viridiplantae; Streptophyta; Magnoliopsida; Solanales; Convolvulaceae
Source: the annotation of a GenBank genome assembly
GAUGAAGCUUUGUUCCCCAAAGAACUCGCACCAGUCCCACCUAACAGGGCGUCGCUGCUAGGAGCUGCACCCUGCCAUCACGGAAUCUCCCAAUUCUUUGGUCGGCUCGUGUUCUGUAAACGAGUUCAAGAUAGGAACGACCGUUUGUUCAUGGAGUACGAGCAAGAGGAUAUGAUAUUUAACACGACGGCAAGUACAAGUGAUCCACUCGAAUUUGAUAUGUCUCAACAACAACAAAUGCAUGAAAUUCGCGAAAGUAUUGCAAAUUCAAUAUGGGAUGAUUAUAAAUUUAUAAUGUAUGAGAUGUCGAAGUCCGACAUCUCUUCUCAUUAACAUAUUGUCACUUAUUGAACUUUCGGUGUUGGAGAACAUUUAUGUUAAUUUUGUGUGUUAUUUCUAA